Cotesia congregata is the source of this 711-nucleotide messenger RNA. The record is from the annotation of a GenBank genome assembly. NCBI's taxonomy places the organism in Eukaryota, Metazoa, Arthropoda, Insecta, Hymenoptera, Braconidae.
AUGCAAGUGGAAAUUAAAACUUGUUCCCGGUACUUCAAAAGACCGGCUAUAGUUAUACCUUCGGAUAAUAUUAGACUCUGCAAAAAGCCGCUAGACGGAACCACUACUACUAGUUCUGCGUACGUUUAUCAUGCAGGUUAUGAACCGGUUAGUAGUUUCAAGCCCAAGAGGAAAUAUGUUCCUAGUGGAACUAAAUCUGCUAGUGAGACUACACAUAAAUUGAGUUACCAACCUUUGCCGAUAGAACAACGGGAACCACCUCCAAAAGCAGCACUAGACUCAAACACAACCUACUCCGAAAGUUUUCUUCCUGUAGGGAACGCCUCCAGAUCUAGACCAAUAAAACCUCGGCAAAAUUCUGAAUGGGUUAGAAAAUGUCAGUUUGCCGGCACCAGUUCCUACAGCGAGGCCUUUGUUCCACUUCAGAUGGAACCUGUGGUUCCCAAGAUUCCAAGGGGGAACAUUGGGUUCUCCAAAGACAAAAUGGAGAGUGAGACGACUAAUAAGUUGUCGUACAGGCACUGGGGGCCUCUGGCGAGAGAAAGCUUACCUUGGAAAAAGAAGCAGCCGUACCGGCGGCCCACUCAGCCCUUAGAUGACAACUCCAUCUAUCGGAGCAGUUAUGUAGCGCCUGAAGCUUAUUGCUAUGAAGAAUGCGACGGACCUUCUUGCCCUCUAGCGGGGAACUUUGGAAUGUGUCUAAAUUAAAAA